GGAUCUAGAGUCCAUCAUCCAUCAAUGGCGCUUGCACUGGCAGCUGAUCAGAUUUGUGGCUUGUACCCUGGAGAAGAGUGCGCCAUCGGAACUAAGACGGUACCUGCAGCUCGAUGCAGUCAACGGGCCGGAUCUGGUGUCGUCGGAUGCACUUCUCGAAUUGGCUAAGCUUGGGGACCCCACUUGUCGUCAGUUGGACCCCGCUGCGUCAGUCUGCGAGAUCUUGCGACUCUCCGUGAAUUCAAAUUGAAUCCUCUUCCCUGUUUCUCAAACUUUUGUCGCCUGGUUUCCUCUGACCCUUCUUUUUUUUGCCGUUCAGAUUCCCCAUUAAACCACGUCCACAUUUGUCAACAUGGAAGUUCCAACAGCAUCGUCGCUACGCGACAUUUACCCAGAGGACGCGCUCCCAGUCGAGACCAAGCGAUGGGACAGCUUGCUAGCCAGAUUUAAAGACCUCUACGGCAAGCAGGCAGACUUCGUCGCUAGGAGUCCUGGUCGCGUGAAUAUUAUUGGCGAGCACAUUGAUUACUCUCUUUACGAAGUACUACCAAUGGCUAUCACAGCCGAUUUCAUCAUGGCAGUUGCUGUCCGACCAUCUGAUGAGAAGCCCCGUGUACGCAUUGCAAACCUCAACUCAGAGAAGUUCCCCACGCGCGAGUUCGACAUCCCUGAGGGCGAGAUUCCGAUUGAUGCGACAGAACAUGAGUGGACCAACUACUUCAAGUCCGGUCUCAAAGGUGUAACACAGCUUCUGCAGAAGAAGCGUGGUAAAUUCACGUCAGUCGGAAUGGAUAUUGUAUGCGACGGAACUGUCCCAAGCGGUGGUGGCCUCUCCAGUUCGGCCUCUGUUGUCUGCACAAGUGCAUUAGCUGUCCUGAGCGCGAAUGGCGAACAAAAGAUUGAUAAGACUGAAUUGUGCGAGCUUGCAAUUGUAUCUGAGCGUUCAGUCGGUGUCAACUCCGGAGGCAUGGAUCAAGCAGCAUCAGUAUUUUCUCUGCGCGGCUCUGCCCUAUAUGUUUCAUUCAAACCCAGCCUUAAGUGCACAAACAUUGAAUUCCCACAAACCGACCCAGAGCUCGCCUUUGUCACAGCUCAAAGUUUCGUUGCAGCGGAUAAGCAUGUCACAGCCCCAGUAUGCUACAAUCUACGUGUAGUAGAGUGCACUUUAGCAGCAGUCUUCCUAGCAAAGGCAUUUGGCUUGAAGAAGGCUCUCCCAACAGAUUCCUCACCACUGGGAGUCAGCCUACGCGGCUUCCACGACACCUACUUCGAGGACAAAGAGGGCGUAGACGACAACACCAAAAUCUCCGUCUCCGAGUUCGAGACCCAACUCACAAAGUUGAUCCAGCACACAGAAAACUACCUCCCACAAGAAGAUGGCUACACCCGCGAACAAAUCAGUGGCCUCCUCGGCAUCUCCGUCGACGAGCUAAACCAGCGCUACAUGUCCAAAUUUCCCGUCCGCGCCGACAAAUUCAUGCUCCGCCAGCGCGCCCUGCACGUCUUCACAGAAGCCCUUCGCGUCAUCAAGUUCCGCUCGCUCCUCGCAUCCCCACCCUCGAAAGACAGAGACUACCUGCAAUCCCUCGGCGACCUCAUGAACACAACCCAGGACUCGUGUCGCGAGAUUUACGACUGCAGCUGCCCAGAGCUAGACGAACUGUGCGACUUGGCACGCGCUGCGGGCUCGUGUGGUAGCCGCCUGACGGGCGCGGGCUGGGGUGGAUGCAGUGUCCAUCUCGUGCCCAAGGAUAAGGUCGAGGCUGUGAAGAAGGCUUGGGUCGAGAAGUAUUACAAGAAAAAGUUUCCGGACAUUACGGAGGAGAAGCUGGCGCAGGCGAUUGUGGUUAGUGAGCCAGGGAGUGGCAGUAUGCUAUUCAAGGUUACGGGUGAGAGAAUUGCUUAGAAUCUAGGUUUUUUGGGGGAUUUUGGGUUUGCAGCUGUGAAUAUAUAGUUGGUUGUGAGAAAAAGGGACUGUGAUUUAGAUGCUGGUCACUUCACAUAUCCUGGGUGUGUUGCUUAAGCAACAGAGGUCAUGAGCUAAAGGAAUCGAAUCUUUUGCUUAGAUAUAUUAGUUUGAUGUGUACACAUGACUUGAUCUAGUCAUCACUUCAAUUACUU
Messenger RNA from Bipolaris sorokiniana ND90Pr, 2121 nucleotides. RefSeq lists its product as uncharacterized. The transcript has 3 exons. Lineage: Eukaryota; Fungi; Ascomycota; Dothideomycetes; Pleosporales; Pleosporaceae. Bases 353 to 1906 code for a protein of 517 amino acids. Gene Ontology annotation, molecular function: galactokinase activity; ATP binding. Gene Ontology annotation, cellular component: cytosol; cytoplasm. The record is from RefSeq and is a predicted model, not a curated record. Gene Ontology annotation, biological process: carbohydrate phosphorylation; galactose metabolic process.